This is a messenger RNA of Varroa destructor (honeybee mite), 9817 nucleotides long. Its product is annotated as zwei Ig domain protein zig-8-like. The record is from RefSeq and is a predicted model, not a curated record. Gene Ontology annotation, biological process: synapse organization. Lineage: Eukaryota; Metazoa; Arthropoda; Arachnida; Mesostigmata; Varroidae. Gene Ontology annotation, cellular component: neuron projection membrane.
GGGUGAGCAUCUCCGCGCAACCGUAUUUCCUGAUUGUCCGCCGGUGUGGUACCUGCCGUGCAGAUCGCGCGCCGCGUGUGCUUACCCAUGACGCCAGUCGGUAGGUCAGUACGCGACGAUAACGAAGUGCUGUGGCUUUUUUGGUAUUUGUGGCAUUCUGGAAUCAGAAGAGCUUACGGAAAAGCCUACUAAUUAACUAGCCGAGUUCCAUUCCCCGGUUCUCGUCGCUCGAUUGGUAUUCGGUAACAUUAAAAUCAGGAAUAUCAUCGAGAUCGUUUAGUGGUGGAGCUGGCAGUGAAAGUGUUGAUUAUGGUUGUUGUCAUUAGGAAUUGCGCCACGCUAGGAGUACUGCGCAUUUUUUGCUAAUUACCCAGCCUAUGGUAACAAUACACGAUCCCAGUUAGAGCCAAAGGCUUGCCAUUACCAAUUACUUAACCAGGAGAGCAAGCGACCAAUAAUUGUCUCUGUUUACAAACUAAGAACGUCAAUCUGUUCAAUCAUCUUGUCAUACCAGCUCGGAGAAAUCACGCCAUCAAAAAUCCUGAGCGAGCAGGUAGGUGGGAAGCAUGUCCGUUAAGCGUGCCAAACAACUCGCGAUUGCUUGAGAUAAUUACCACUAUGGUUACGUUAAUAACCAUGCCAAUAAUCGCUUUUAAUGUUAUUGGAUACUGUAAUUGUCGUCUUGGGCGGCUGGUAGUCAGCAGUUCUGUUACGGUAAUGUGAACUGUAUUGUGGGGUCGUCACAAAUAAUGUGUGCUUAGCGGGCAUCCGAGCGGCAGUGUGCAUUGUGCAUCGCCGAGUCUCUCCUCUCUUCGAGUGAUUUUCUCCUUAUUAGAUGUGUUGGUUUGUGUCUGAGCUGUUUGUGCUGCAUGUUUAUGCUGUUGUUGCAACGAAGGCAAGGAAGUGUUAAGGAAAACGUGUUGAUGUCUACCCACCUGAGCCAUAGAAGUGUGAUUGUGUGAAAGCGACAGGAGCAGUGACUCCUUUAACGCCCAGUGGAUUAUAACCUAGGUCUGCGUCGAUACUGAUCAUAGUGCCAGGGGCUACAAUAACUAUUACAUUGUGGGGGUGUGCGUGGGAUCUACCCCACGAAUUCAGCGGAGGAUUUCUACUUGAAUUGACAUUGUAUACACGCUGUUGCUGUCGCUGCUGUGAAGCACUACAGUUGUUGCUACAGUUGGUGGCCGAUUACAGCUGCUAUCAAAGUACCACGGAGGCUGCAGGUGCUGAGACCAACGCCGUUGGUUUCUGUCGGCAGCUGGCGGACUGUGGCUAUAUUGUGAAUGUAGCUGUUUCCAGAGUGCGGGGUUUGCGGUGACGUUUUGUAAACGUCACAAAGCAGCAAGACGGAACGCUCGAAACCACACGAAGCCAACGACGUCGUGGCCACUGGAUUUGCCGUGGCUGCAACGCCACUGGUGUCCAUCGAUGUGUGUGAGCGCUUGAAGCUGGACUGACAACGAUCCACCUCCGUUGACACCAUGAAGACCUCGUUGCUACUGAUGCUGCUUUCUCUCGCGAUCAUCACUGCACAUCCACAUUAUCAAGGUCGCGGUUUUCUGCAUGUUCGAGCCGGACAGAACCGACACCGCAAAUCAAGCGGCAGUGCCCACCGAGAUUCAGACGACCCCCUCGAGUCGGGGGAUUUCUGGGCACCCAGCUCCAAGAUUCUGCCAUCGUUCGAUAACUCAACAGCGAGUAACGUUACCAGUCAGCUUGGGGUGACAGCGUAUCUGCACUGUCUGGUCAACAACCUCGGCGAUAAAACGGUACUGUGGAUUCGCCGUAAAGAUGCUCACGUGCUCACAGUUGGUAUGGACACAUUCACAGCAGACGAUCGCUUUCAAACGAUGCACGUAGACAACCACGACUGGGCGUUGCAGAUCAAGUACGUACAAAUGAGCGACGCUGGCAGGUACGAAUGUCAGGUAUCUUCCGACCCGAAAAUCUCGUAUUUUGUCAACCUCACCGUACUCGUUGCGAAAGCCCGUAUUGAAGGUGGCCCAGAAAUGUUCAUCCGGACGGGCAGUGCCAUAAAUCUAACGUGUACGAUCAGUCAGAGUGCGGAGCCUCCUCCCUUCGUCUUCUGGUACCACAACGACAAGAUGAUCAAUUAUAUGCCACAGAAAGGCGAAAUCACGCUGCAUAAAACCAGUACUGAUACGACUGUAAGUCGGCUGUACAUUCGACGGGCACUCGUGCUCGACUCGGGCAAUUAUACAUGUGGGCCAGCCAACGCUGAGCCUGUCAGCAUAUCGGUGCACGUUGUCGCAGGUGAAAAACCCGCGGCAAUGCAGCACGAUGCAAGUCCCGGCCUGAGUUCGGUGUGUCCACGAAGUGUCGGGUGUUCGAACUGGACUAUAAUGGUGUUUCUCUUCAUUAGCUACGCGAUUGUCAAGCGCCACAGGUAACCCGUUCUGUGUCGCCUUUGUGGAGGCCGGCCGAAUAAACGCGGGCCAUCGGUUGCACGGGCAGAUUCUUGCUCGGGUCUGAAUCUGAACGGCCUAACGACACGAUGCACAACGGGACCUAGUGAAGGACUCGUAGUGGCGCCUUCGCUAGGUCGUGCGGACGGCCUUGGGCCUAUAGCGAGGUCUGGCUCAAUGGCCAUGGGCCCUAUAGGUCCCGUUGGCAAUUUGAAUAGUAUGACAUCGAUGGGUACCCUUGGCGGAGGCGGCGGUGUCGGUGGAGGCGUUGGGGUAGCCGGUUCACCUACGCUCGGCGCCCAGUUUGGGCUCAAUCUAAGCUUAAGCCCUCUAGGUGCAUCGUCCUCGUCUUGUGCGCCCACGCUUUACCAGGCCUACCACGAGGCAGACAUUGUAUGACACAAGCCUCACGCUCUAUAGAUGAUAACCUCUUUUACUCAGUUACGACAACAGCAACAACAACAAGAACAACAUCCAAGCAGACGAAGCAGAAGCACAAAUAAACGCGGAUGAAACAGAGAAGAACAAAACACGGUUAGCGCAGAUAUAGGGGGCAACGUAAGCCCUACUGUAACGUCUCCUCGACCCUGGCUGUCUCACAAAACUCCGCAUAAACGACGAAAAUACUAUCUCGCCUCUAUUAUUACUAGAGCAAAAGUGUCUCAAAACUACAUCAGAUAAUGACGUGAUGGUAACGAGCAUAAUGAUAAGAUUUAAGUAUAUAUAUAAAUAAUAUUCAUAUUAUAAUGUUACUAUAUUAAAUGAAAAAUAGUGUCGCCGGUUGCGAUGAUAAGGGAGAGAAUGCGCAGUCGAAGACUAAGAAGGUGUACAAGUGGGACGCAAAAAAGGCAAUUUCCGACUGCCAGUCAUGUUGCGUGUUUUUCUUUUGGGGGGGGGGGGCUCGGUUGCUUGAAGGGGGAUAACUUCAACGGGAUACGCAGUAAAGGCUGAUGCGGGUUAGAACAUCUAAUUAUAUCGAGGGGCAAUGUUAAUCAAUUGUUAACUUAGCACGUAUCGAACUGUGGAGCAACGGCGGGCGGAAAUGUCAAGCGCACUACUAUAUUAUGGACGUUAGGCUAAGGCAGUAAUGCACAAGCUGAAUGUUGGUGCUGAUAAUAGCAGGGGAAAAUGGGUUCCAGAAAUUUUGGCAGUACGGAGAGACAUGCCGCUGGCUUAAAGAAAGAGAACAAAAAAAAAAAGAGAGAGAAUUUUGAAAAUGUACAGUAAUUGCACGAAAAGCUAUGGUCGUAUAAACGGCAGGGUGGGAGGGUCCAUGCUUUCGCAUCAGCGACCGUCCUAAGAUCAUUCGGCAUGGAGUUGGACUAGUAAUAAUAAAAUGAGAGUUUAAUUACAAUGAUAAUAUUAAAAACGAUAUGUAACAUUAUUUUUACUAUUUGAACUUGGCGAAAUUUGUAGAUAUACGAAAAGUAUGUUGAAACAGCAUAAUGGGCGAUUACCACUAAACGAUGAUAAAGACAGAUACACUGAAUACGACAAACUGCUUACUAUAAUUACGAAGAGUAUUAUUAUGCUGAUAUGAAUUAUAAUAGUGAUUUCACAGGUAGCAAAGAAAAUGGAUAAGGUGAUGAUUAUUAAGCACAUAAAUCGGAAAAAAUGAUAAGAAAAGCUUGGAAGAAUAGUUACUAAGGAAGCAAGGUGAUCGUUACAAGGGUCGCCUGGAGGUACGGUGAAUACUGGUAUUUAUUAAAUGAUUGAUAACUGAUAAAUGGAAGGAGGACACUAAUUACAAAUGCUUCUUCGUAAUGGGUGAUAUACAUGUUGUAGAUUUUGUACAUAUAUAAAUAAACACAUAUAUAUAUAUAUAUAUAUACAAAAACAAAGCUAUUAUAUAGUAUAUGAAUACGAGAAGCAGAUUAAAAUAAGGAAACGAGAAAUUGAGUCUUAAAAUAGGCUGACAAUAAUGAUCCCAAUGAUAAUAAUGAUGAUGAUGAUGGUAGUUUACGAUGAAGCGCAGAUAAGGUGAGUUUAGCAGACAACCGCAAAAGGCAAAGAAAAAUAAAAUGAAAGAAUAAGAGAAACAGCAGGAUAUAUAUAUACAUGUAUGUAUAUAUAUAUAUAUAUAUAGAGAGAGAGAGAGAGAGAGAGAGGGAGAGAGAGACGAAGAUGACGAUGAGGUGUUCCAUCGGACAGCAAUAGCUUCCACUGGUUGGACGGAAAAGGAACAGUGAAAAAAGGAAGGGUAGUAUGAUAUGAGGUUGAAGCUCGCCGGUGUGUUAUUCACACUGACGGCAUCUUCCACCAACAUCCUCAGCGAUUUGACCGCCUUGGCCCACAUCUUCACCUUACCUCGUUCCAAAUAGCAAGCUUCAUGCAAAAAUUACCCUUAUUUCAUAAUCAGCUACAUAACCCAUUUCUAUAACAUCCCCCCUUGGUUCGCUUUUGUGCUCUUCAUCGAUUUCACCUGCUUGAUUGGAUGGUGCCAAACUUAUUGAGCGCAACAGCUCAUCAAUAUUCUAUGAACAGCAAUGAAACCGUCAUAGCUAACUUAGAUGACGAUAAAGCGUGUUUUCCCUCUACUGACUUGUUUCCCAACGACCAACUUGUGGGUUCCACAAUCGACCACUUUCAGCUGCCUAAUUCAUCGAUAUUAUCUAAUUCGCCCUUUGGGCACGUCCACUUCUGCCUCGUAAUCAUCUUUAUUUCUCAAGCAUACUUUCCACCGAUUAUCUGUUAAGCCUAUUGUGCAAUCCGUUAUCGUUCCCUUUUACCAACAUGUAUGCUUUAUCCAUGCGUCAAAGAUGGGGUCGUGCCGCCAGCCUGAAAACUAACAGGAGCUCAAGGAAUUUGCUUGUAUCAAACGUAGAUAAUCGUGGACCCGGCCUUUCGCCGAAGCUUUAAUGAUAAGCGUACGCGCUGUGCCCUCUAACAGCUCAGCGCUCGUUCAACCUUUGUACUAGCCGUCCUCUUUUUGACCGUUUGCGAUCAUCAGGGAAUUCGGGAUGGUCGACGAGCCAACUACUGUUGGGGAAAUGAGGCUACUGUAUAUACUGAAAGAAAAAAAAGCUACUUAUAAAAUUUUUUGUCCGCCCGCAUUCCGCUUUGAUGAAUGCUUCUCCGAAAAUGAUCUACCUGGCGAAAAUGUGGUGCACAUUUUCUCUUUCAAGUCUUAAUUUCGGGGCACUGUCAACCGACCCCAAGCGGCCAUUUUGUCAGCAGGGCCAGAUAGACCCUUCAAAGCGUUUUAGUCCAAUCUGCACCAUUGACAGUUCUGUAUAUACGGAGCAUUAGAAGCAUAGGGAAGCCAAACACGUGAAGGGAGCCGAUGCCGGAUCCCGAUAGAAAUUGCGGCCGCCAUUGUAUGCCUAAUGGAUUUAAUGGACUUCAAUCACUGUUGGCUGAAAACGAAUACCGAUAUAAUGAGUUUCGAGAGAACGCCCAAACCAAGCAAGUCUUGUUUGGUAAAAAGAAGCACACGCAGUCAUAAGUAAUCAAUUCAUAGGAAUAGGUUUAAACAAAAUGAGAAGAUGUAUCACGCGUUUGUUACCGACUCUCCUGUCAUUUUCUACUAUUUUGUGAAACGUAGUUUUGAAGAAAAGAGAACUUUAUUCGCUUACUUUGUAUAUACAACAGUGUGUGUCUUAUUAAUUACUGUUAUUAAAAUGUUUCCCAUCAAAAUAACUAUACAUUAUAGUUCAAAUCAGGCGAAGUGACUUCGUUUUCUUGCCAUACAUGAUUCUUUGUUACUUUGCUUUACGGUAUCUAAUUCACUUAUUAGAUAUAACGGAUGCUCAAUCGUGCAAUGGUCACCCUAAAAUAACACACAACAGAGCCGGCAUGGAUCCCAGCGGAAUGCUGACAAAUAAAAUAGAGCGAGAUGAAUAACACAUCAGAUUUCGUCAUGUACAACUUGAGAGCGUUCCAUUUUCUCUCUAACAAGGAUAAAAGUGCUGAUAAUAACGCCUGGAGAUAAACACAGGCAACCUGUUGUGUGUGUAUAUAUAUAUAUAUAUAUAUAUAUAUAUAUAUAUAUAUAUAUAUAUAUAUAACCAAUACAACCACAACAAUAACCACCAAUUCCCCCUUUGAGUGCAAUUAGUUGACUGAAAUCGAUUGCAAGGCCGAUGCAUAAUAGGCCAGACCACUGCUGUUGCCGCACAAGUAGUCUUUUCAGUUGGCCACCAGCGCCCGAGCGCCUAAUAACUUGGUAAAUAUGCUGGUAUAAUCAUCUUUUUUGCAUCAGUUGUACGAAACCUAUGAGUUGCACGUAAAUGGGAGCGCGAGCCCUCUCGUCGAGCAGCACAAAAGCUUAGUAGCAGGGUCGGAAAAUCCCGCGAGAGGUCCUGCUGCCCAGAUAUUCAGUGGCCGCACCGAACUAAACCGACCUUCGGUUGACGCCGAGUUUGCCAAAUCUUGCGGCGGCUGUAGCAAUUUCGAUGUUUCCUGUAAGUCGACGAUGCAGUGGACCGCGAUAUAUUACGCCAUCUUGCCAUUAGUUCAACCAGCCGCGACAAUUCGAUGUUGGGCCGCGUCUGCUCCGAACUUAACUUCGUUUUACUUAGGACCUUUGCGUUCGCCUUAUCCUUUCUGCCCUGCCGUUUCUGUCCGCCUUUGCCAACAAGUCGAUUGAAUAAGCUAUACUGGAAUCCGGUACAGUCGAGGGGUUAGGCUGUCAUUGCGACAAUCGCCCAUUCACUUGAAGAAGCUGGAAUCGAAGGGUGUGAAUAUGAGGUGAACCACUAACCCCUUGUUACUCUUUUUUAAAAAAAAAAACCCCAGUUCGACCCUAAUAGCAAACGGAGGCGAAGAUCGAGAAUGGCUGCGCUUGUGCGGAGCCGAGCGCAUAAACUCUGAGUUCUGCCCUGCACUGCAUCACUACUACUAUAACUAUAGCAGAAGUCAACUCUUCGUGCACUGUUCCCCCAACUCGAUGACCUAAAAAGCUUGUAAUUAAAAUUCAAGCUUUCAAAAUCAGUUAGAGCCUCUGUCACUCAUGUUUCGGAACCUUCAGGUGUUCGGAUCGUUAUGAACAAUCCGCGACGAAAAGUCACGCUACAUUAAUUUUAAGCGCUGCUCUCAGUCUGUACAAGAAAAUCGUUAGCUUGCCAAGAAGGACCGGUUCUACCAAAAAGGUUCGGGCUAUUAUUUCUUUACGCUAGUUCUCGUUUAGUUAUACAUGCAAAAUGGAGACGCAGGCAUAUACGUAAUGCAGUUUUCCUUUAUAGCCAAUUCAACAGCGUUCUAGAUAACAAUAUUUCAAUUCCAACCUGUAUUAGUCGACAUAAUGGGCUGUGUCUGAUUAGAAUACUGAUUAAAUAUCCGACCACAGCCUGUCGAUUACGGUCGCAGGCUGGACGGGCGUGGCGUGAUCUUUCUCGACGGCUUUCAACUGUGACGGCUGAACUGCUCAGAGCCAUUCUCCAAUCAGAUCUUGUCGCCGGUUGAACGGUGGUGGGCCAUUGAGGCCCAGUUUUCUUACAAGAUAAAGUGACGGGCGAACUCAACCUCGUGAUCGGGAAACGGCUCGGGACUAACGCUCGACGCCCGAGGUCAAAAGACAAAAAUCCGGUCCAUCUAUACACACACAUACAGGAAGAGUUACAUGGAAUUAAGCGUGCUAUUGAGCUUCAAGUCCGUGGACAGCUAACAUGCAAAAGACUGGGUGAUCUGGCCGACUAGAACUUGUCACACUUUCGAGCUGAUGCACAAUCAUAUUUUUCUCUCCAGGUUACUAAAGAUUUGUCUAUUUGGCGGUCUAAAUGCCCCGAACUAACUCGUUUUGAUCUUGGGCGUCCUAUUCCAUCACAUGAUGAUGACUGUUUAACGUAAGUUAGAUACAGUAUACAUAGCAAACUAAUGGGGUGUGAAUAGUUUUCUUUCUCCGUAGAAGAAUGUUUAAGCUCGUGGCACGUGUGUCGCAUUAGUAACUUCGGUGGUGCUAGAAAAGACGAUUUCAUUGAUAUCGAUGGCUGAUACUGCUUAUGAAAGAACAUGAUGAUGAUGAUGAUGCCCAUGUUGAUGAUAUGUUCAUAUUGAUAAUUACCCUGACUGAAGUAAUAUGUCAUUGAAUUGUGUAUGUAUGUGCACAAAGAGGGCGGAGUGCAGAAAAACGCAUAGUAGUUAUAUAGCACGACACGAAAAAUAAUGAUAGGAAGGCUAAAACGAAACGAUUAUUCUCAGACGUUAUUAAGAUGGCGACAAAGUAACAACAGUAGAUGGCAUGUACGUACAGAGAACUGCAUGUACGAUGUAAUGGACGAAGACAAUGAACACGCAAUGAAAAGGGAAUAGUAACAAGGUGCAUACAGAUCACGUUGGUGUUUUUGUCUCGCGAGAAACAAAAAGAAAUACUGGAUGGUCGAAAAAUUUGCUAGACAGAAUCAGAGAUCUCAGCGAUGGUUCAGUUAACUGGUCUGCCGGCAGGUAAGCAGUAGCGGCCACGACAGUCGCUGUUAAUAUCACUCACUGUCGCUGCUCAGGUUCGUUUCCUUUUAUGAUGCGCUCCGUUGACAGUGGCCAAUUAGACGCGCCAGGCAAAUCAGAAAAAAAAAUCGAGUCUGGCUUGACCAAACUGACGAACUGGUCGGACCGAGAUCUGGUCGGCCGACAGCUGGAGCUGUAAACUGUAUAUUUGAACAAUAAAAAACAGAAAGCGUCACUGCUAAAGCGUCGUAGUAGCAGGCGGACAUAGAUUACAUUUUUUUUUUUUAUUUGUGUAGAUACGAAGUUCGUCGACAAGUGCAUCAAAACAGAACAGGCCGUAAUAUAGGCCAACCGAAGCGUGAAAGCAUCAGCACUUGAAGUAGAAACACGAGAUGGAAGGGUUCCGAUAGAAACGUUUCAGAUCUAAUGGGAAAUUAUAAUAAAGAUACCAAUAAUGACUACCUAAACAAAAACACAAACUAUCCAGAUACUAGUAAUAAUAAUAAUAAUAAAUGGCGAAUUUAAGGUAGGCAACAUGGAACUUAUCUUCCCCCUAUUGGCAUUCGAAAAAAAAUAACAAAACGAUAGUGAAAGUGAGACAGUAAUCAUUUGUCAAGCCUGUCUAAGUGAGAAUGCUUCAAUAAGACCCCUAAUUGAACAUAGUAAUAAGGUAAACAUGUUAAAGAGGGAUAAGUGUACCAAUACGAUGUCGUGGGGGCUGCUGUGGGGAAGACCGUUGAACAAUAAAUUUUCUAGCAAGUAAAAAACCUGAAUUUUACAAACUAGCCCAAGGAAAUUUACUAAUUCUCUGAUCUGCGACUACCAAUGACGACAGCUGCCUGAUAUGCGGGCUGCGCCUAAGCGCAUCGCAGUCGAAGAGACGAGACGAGACAACUAGGGGCUACCGGAAAAGUCUGCGCCUAUCAAACAUACACAGUAGAGAGAGAGAGAGAGAGAGAGAGAGAGCGAGAGCGAGAGAGAGAGAGAGCGAGAGAGAGAGAGAAAAAAAA